AUGGCUUCACAGCGUGUGUGCGCUAACGAGUUCCGUUUAUGGUUUGUUUUUUCUUUGUUCCAGGGUUUGGUGAAGGUCAUAAAGAACAAGGCUUACUUCAAGCGCUUCCAGGUUAAGUUCCGCAGGCGCCGAGAGGGUAAGACUGACUACUUCGCCCGCAAACGCCUCAUAUGGCAGGACAAAAAUAAGUACAACACACCAAAAUACAGACUGGUUGUUCGGUUUACGAACAAGGAUAUAGUUUGUCAGAUCGUUUACGCUCGCAUGGAUGGCGACCGCGUCCUCUGCAGCGCUUAUUCCCACGAGUUGCCUCGUUACGGUGUGAAGGCUGGGCUAACCAAUUACUCUGCCGCCUACUGCACAGGCCUCCUUUUGGCGCGACGUGUCCUCGCUCAACUAAAGUUAGACAGUCUAUAUGAGGGUCAAAAAGAAGGAGCUGUGGAUGGUGGUCUUAACAUUCCCCACAGUGCAACCCGUUUCCCUGGAAAUGACCCCGAGUCUGGUGAAUGCAACGCUGAAGUACACCGUGCUCGCAUCCUCGGCCGUCAUGUCGCGGAGUACAUGAAGGCUUUGAAAGAAGAAAAUGAGGAAACCUACAAGCGCCAAUUCAGCGCUUACCUGAAGGAGGGCAUCACCGAAGAUAAGAUCGAGGCAAUGUAUCUCAGUGCACAUGAGGCCAUCCGAAAGGACCCAUCACCUGCUAAGGCAGAGAAGAAGGAGGUGAAGAAGCAGCGCUUCACCAAGAAGAGGAUGAACCAAAAGGAGCGGCGUGAACGCAUUAGGCAAAAGAAGGCUCAUUAUUUAUCCCAACUGCAAAAAGAGUUGGCUGUGGUCGGAGAGUGA
Molecule: messenger RNA, 843 nt
Organism: Dibothriocephalus latus
Lineage: Eukaryota; Metazoa; Platyhelminthes; Cestoda; Diphyllobothriidea; Diphyllobothriidae
Source: the annotation of a GenBank genome assembly